Messenger RNA from Anolis carolinensis (green anole), 1833 nucleotides. RefSeq names its product trans-1,2-dihydrobenzene-1,2-diol dehydrogenase. The record is from RefSeq and is a predicted model, not a curated record. Gene Ontology annotation, biological process: D-xylose catabolic process. Lineage: Eukaryota; Metazoa; Chordata; Lepidosauria; Squamata; Anolidae. The transcript has 7 exons. Gene Ontology annotation, molecular function: D-xylose 1-dehydrogenase (NADP+) activity; nucleotide binding. Bases 93 to 1127 code for a protein of 344 amino acids.
UUGCAGCGCUGCACCCUGACAAAACACAGCCAAGCGGCCGGAGCAACAGCAACAGCAGCCGAACCUCCUCUCCAGGGCCUCCAGGAUCUCCAAUGGCCACCCGCUGGGGGAUCUGCUCUGCGGGGAAGAUCAGCCACGAUUUCCUCGUGGCCUUGAAGACCUUGCCGGCAUCAGAUCACAAGGCAGUAGCCAUCGCUUCUCGGGACCUCAAGCGCUCCCAGGAUUAUGCCCAACAACACGGAAUUUGUAGAGCCUAUGGAUCAUAUGAGGAACUGGCACAGGACCCUGAUGUAGAUGUGGUUUACGUGGGGUCGCUUCACACCCAGCAUCUGGCUCACACGCUCCUCUUUCUCCGGGCCAAGAAGAAUGUCCUGUGUGAAAAACCAAUGGCCAUGAACUCAUGUGAUCUCCAGGAGAUGAUCAGAGUCGCACGGGAGAAUGAUGUGUUUCUCAUGGAGGGUUUCUGGACACGAUUCUUCCCUGUAUCGGAGCAAAUCCGCAGUAUGCUGUGUGAGAAAUCUCUCGGAGACUUAAAGGUGCUCCAGGCUCAGCUAGGCUUUCAGAUGGACGACAUCCCGAGGCUGAUAGAUAAGAAACUGGGCGGAGGUGUCACCUUGGACCUAGGCUGCUACUGUGUCCAGUUUGCUGCGAUGGUUUUUGGGCACGAAAUGCCAACAUCCAUUGUGGCCACAGGAUUACUACAUGACACAGGAGUGGAUGAAACAGUUGCUGUCGUCCUCAAUUACUCAGGGAAUCGGCAAGCAGUGCUAACCUACACCAUGAUGGUCAAUCUGCCAGGAGAGGCAAUCAUUGGGGGAACUGAAGGAACGAUUAAGAUUCCUAACCAUAUGAACAGCCCCACGGUGAUGUUUUUGAAAGGGAGCCGGUGGGAAUGGCCUCUUCCACCUUCCCCUGAACCCCUUUUCUUUGAACACGACAUUGGGUUGCGUUAUGAAGCAGAACAUGUCCGGCAGUGCCUGCUGAAGGAUUUGAAGGAGAGUCCCAUCAUGCCGCUGAACGAAAGUGAACUUGUUACUGCAAUUCUGGAUGAAGUUCGAAAGCAACUGGGGGUGAUCUAUGAGCAAGAUGCUGCACAGAACAAAUACAGCCACCAAACUUACAAAUAAACUUUCCCUUUUUUGCUUAAAUGAUCUAGUGACUGAAGACUGGCUGUAACAUUGUCUGGGACAAGAGUGCCAGAGCUCUGAAAGGUUACAGUACUUGUUUGGACUAUAAUUCCUCAGAAACUCCCAACCACCACACUCAACAACUGCAGGUUCUAGUCCUAACAAGUAGUGGUUCCAAGAAUGAAGAAGCUGCCCUUCUACCUGAAAAGCCACAAUUUCUCUGGAAGGGCAGAGAGAAGCUGGAGGACAUCAGAAACUGUGUGGCUGUUCGUAGUGUGUAACUGGCUACCAAUGGACACACUGGCCAUCAGUUAUUUAGAAAUAGCUGAAGGCACCAGGUUGUCAUGUAUCCAUCUUCCAAAAGGCAAGCUAAAGAGUAUGUUUUCAUAAAGUGUGUACAUCCUAAUUUACAUGUAUAGAUGCAAAUUUAAUAAUUAUGUUCACAUAGAUACAAUAUAUGAGUCCCAUACGUGGGAGAAAAGCGAGAUAAAAGGAAAUAAAUAAUAUAUAACUGAAAGUAAGGAAGCCUCUAGGUGGGCUGAGUGCUGUUCAAAUGCUGUUAACAGCUGGUGGCUGUCAAAUUCAAGGCCCUGUUCCUCCUCCAUGCUCAUUCCCCUAUUAAAAAUAUUGAGAGCCAAGACUUAAGUACUCUUAAAUGGAAUGUUAAUCUUAAACUGCCUGUAUGGAAUAAACUGUUGAUUAUGAA